AAGGGAAACAGGUCCAAUAACCAAGCGUACUCGCUUACCACCAAAGUCACCGGCCAUCGGGGAGUACAAACAACCGACCGAACGAACGACCAACAAGUGCCCAAUUAUUGACGGUUUUCAAACCAGAAGAAGAAAUAACUCGCGGUGCAGAUUUCGCAAUUUCGUUCGUUUGAAAAAUUAUUCAAUUUCGUACUCAACGACGAUGCAGUACCGAGCGACGUCGAUAUGGACCCUGAUCGGUUGUCUGGCAGUCCUGGCCGGAACCACCUGGGCGGCGUAUGAGAGACCUGCAUACGUACUGCCCUGCCGGCGAAGUGAUCCGCAAAUCAACACAUGCAUCAAAAACUCCUUCAACUUCAUCCGGCCGUACAUUGCCGGCGGGCUGGCCGAACUGAAAACUCCCCCUCUGGAACCGCUGCGGAUCGAGCAGCUCGCCAUGGAGAACAAUGCCGGUGCCGUCCGGAUCAAGGCCCUAUUUACGGACAUCGUUGCCCAAGGUGCCGGCAACUACACCAUCAAGGACGUUCGCAGUGACGUCAAGAAGCUUCGGAUCGAUCUGAGCCUCGGGAUUCCACGUGUCGAAACCCGCGGCAAGUACGAGGUGAUCGGCAAUGUACUGCUCCUGCCGGUGCGAUCCAACGGGGAGUUUUGGACUGAGUUCUCUGAUAUCAGUGCCAUCGCCAAGAUCUACGGCAAACCGGUCGAACGGGAUGGCGAGACCUUCAUGAUGGUGGAGAAGAUGCUGGUGGACUUCACCAUGAAGAAUGCCCGCUUCAAGGUCAAGGACAAUGUCAACACCCAGAAUGUGCUAGGCGAAGCCAUCAAUCAAUUCCUGAACCAAAACGCCAACGAGCUGGUACAGGAGAUGAGACCGGCGGCUUCCCAGAGUAUCGCCAAGCUGUUCCGCAAAUUCCUGAACGAUGCCUUCAGUAACAUUCCGAUGCGAUUGUGGCUGCUGGAGAACUGAGAGGUCCGCGAGGGCGAAUGAGUGAACGAGAGAUGUUAGAGCGAAGCAGGCGCAGUCGCGAUCACGAUCGCGAGAGUGUUUGAGUGUUUGAGCAUGCAACUGUAAUAGGUGAUAAGCGCUUCUACCUAGCUGCUAAGUGAUAUUUCGAUAGAAUGUGUAGUGAGAGAGGUACUCUAUUUUCUACAUUGGUCAAUAAUAGUGUUGAAAGCUGGAAUCCCUGCCCGUAUCAGUCAAAAUUUAUGAAUCGACCAAAAUGACACAAGUUAUUAUUUAUUGAAGAUGUAGUACUGUUGUAAAGUGUUUCUUCUCCUCUUAAGUCAGUGUUUAAACAUACUGUUCGAGUUUUUUUCGCCGUACACUGCCUCUCCGGAUUGGGUACGAGAGGCUGUCCAGUACGAUGGGGAAAGACAGAAACGUACAAAAUCUAAAGGCGAAUAACGAUCGUCUAGUAUUUAAGAAUCAUAUGAUUGUAAAUAUGACAGUAGUAUUUUAUCGUGUAAAAUUCUUUUAAAAAAAUCGCUGAAAUCAGUAAAAGAAAAA
Molecule: messenger RNA, 1507 nt
Organism: Ochlerotatus camptorhynchus
Lineage: Eukaryota; Metazoa; Arthropoda; Insecta; Diptera; Culicidae
Product: circadian clock-controlled protein daywake-like
Exons: 4
Coding region: 203-967 (254 amino acids)
Source: RefSeq, a predicted model, not a curated record